Messenger RNA from Linderina pennispora, 696 nucleotides. RefSeq lists its product as uncharacterized. The record is from RefSeq and is a predicted model, not a curated record. The coding region runs from base 1 to 696 and encodes 231 amino acids. Lineage: Eukaryota; Fungi; Kickxellomycota; Kickxellomycetes; Kickxellales; Kickxellaceae. Gene Ontology annotation, biological process: proteasome-mediated ubiquitin-dependent protein catabolic process. Gene Ontology annotation, cellular component: cytoplasm; nucleus. The transcript has 2 exons. Gene Ontology annotation, molecular function: protein binding.
AUGACGUCCGCGUCGUCUUCGUCGAAACAGACAAUUAGCCUGGAGGAGUGGGAGUGCAAAAUGGCGGAGGUUCCAAUUGCAAAAAGCGACCUGAACCAGCUAAUAAUGAACUACCUGAUAAUCGAGGGGUACAAGGACGCAGCGGAAAAGUUCAGCGAGGAAAGCGGGCUGCAAACGCAAGUAGACCUGGGGUCAAUUGAGGAGCGGAUGCAAAUCCGGUAUGCGGUGCAGUCGGGCGACAUCCGCUUGGCCAUAGAGCGGGUCAACGACCUGAACCCGGACCUUCUGGAGACCGACGCGCGGCUGUAUUUCCGGCUGCAGCAGCAGCAUUUAAUCGAGCUGAUUCGGCAGGGCCGGGCGACUGAGGCACUGGAGUUUGCGCAGGAGGAGCUGGCGCCGCACGGGGCGGAGCAUCCGGAGCUGCUGCGGGAGCUGGAGCGCACAAUGGCGCUGCUGGCGUUUGACAGGCAGGACUCGCCGGUCGCCGAGCUGCUCGAGUUUGGGCAGAGGCAAAGGACGGCCAAUGAACUGAAUGCGGCGUUGCUGGCAGCCCACAGCCAGCCCAGGGAGCCCAAGCUGCCGGCGCUGCUGCAGCUGCUGGCGUGGACCCAGGCGCAGCUCGACGACAAGGCGAGGUACCCGAGAAUCAACAGUAUUGUGAAUCCUGUGCUUGAAGAGCCAGCCGACAAGACAUGA